UAUAAUUUACACCUUUAAGAAUAUCAUCUCCCACUUUAUAAGGCCCCUUUUCCUUUUUCCCCCCGAGAUUUCCGUCUCCCAAACUUUUCUCACUCCUCCCAUGGAACCGCCGCUCUCCCCCCCCGCGGCGCCCACCGUCGUUGUGGCUGCUCCUCCGGUUUCGGCCCCGACCUCCACCGUCGUCCAUCCCCAUGCGAUGUCCUCUUAUCCCGACUCCGUCGACUCCUCCCCCAGGUCUCGCACCACAGAGGGCUUGGACGACCUUCCCGCUCCGGCCGGCGGCGGUGGGACGGCCGGUGUGUCUUCUAAGCUCCGGUUGAUGUGCAGCUACGACGGCCACAUCAUACCUCGACCUCACGACAAGUCCCUCUGCUACAUCGGCGGCGAUACUCGCAUUGUCGUCGUCGACCGUAACAUCUCUCUCUCUGCUCUCGCCGUACGCCUCUCCAACACCCUCCUCAACGGUCGUCCCUUCACGCUCAAGUACCAGUUACCGAGCGAAGACCUUGACUCGCUUAUAUCUGUCACAACUGACGAGGAUCUCGACAACAUGAUCGAGGAGUAUGACCGUACAAUAUCUUCUUCGAAUUCAACUUCUGGCAAGCCCUCGCGUCUGCGUCUGUUCUUGUUCCCGUCGAAGCCCGAGGCCACUCAGUCCAUGGGACAGAUCCUGGAAAGUUCAGUGAAGAGCGACGAUUGGUUCCUCAACGCUUUGAAUAGCGUUGGCCAUUUGAACAGAGGAUUUUCUGAUUCCGAUACCAACAUCAACUGUUUACUUGGUUUGGAUGAUGGUCUAGGUCUUCGCGCUAAUACCAGCGACAACGGAGGCAAACUCGAUUUGGACACUAGAGAUGUGGGUGGCUCCAUGAAGAGCGCGCAGCAGCGGCAGCAACACUCGUCGCGCCCGCAGGGAGGUCAAGAUAUUCACUCUGCACCAGAUUCGUCGGUGUUGGAUACAACGUCGUCGUUUGGUUCAACUUCUUCUUCUCCGUCGCUCGCCAAUCUGCCGCCGAUUCGUGUCCAUGUCGAGGAAUCCGUUGGAGUCAGGGUUAUCCAGGAUCAGAAGCUGGGGAUCGAAGAUCAGUUCGCGCAGUUGAGCGUCGGGGGUGGCGCCAAUAAGCAGUUGCAGCAACAGCAGGAGGAGGCGUUCGCAGCGAUCUCGUCGCCGCCGCCGCCGAUACCGGUGACAAUAUCCGUUCCCGUUGCGCCUGUGAGCGCUAGGGCAGUCUCAGGUGAAUCCCUUGGGCGGAUUGUGUCGGACGACGAGAGAUCCGAUCCCGGCUUGCCUGGUGGACACAGAAAACCGCCGUCUCCUCAUUCGCAGCCGCAGAAUGCACCGCCUCAGGCUCAUCUGCAGAAAUCCAAUGGCUGUGGACACGAUCUGCCAUCUCCAGAUUCUGUUUCCAGUGAAAGCAGUAUGAACAACCCUCUUUCUCGCCAAAAACCUACGAUCUAUCACGACCCGGUUACUCAGAUGUCGUCUGGUACUACCAUAGUUGACCAAAAGAUGAAUCCUUCGGAUCCGAAAGCACGAGUUCAGAUUCAGGAUUCAGGAUACAUCUCGCACACCCAAUUUGAACAACAAUCUGCUCAAUCGCAACUGCAACAGCAGUUCAUACAGGCUGCUGCACCACAAUACAUUCAUCACCACCCAUCUGGCGGCGUUGCGAUCCCGACUUAUAUCCAGGUUUACCCUUCGCAGCAGCCGCAACCUUAUCCUGUUUACUAUGUCACUACACCUGUCCCAGCAAGACAACCGGCCUACAAUAUGCAGGGACUGCAAUCUAGUAGUUUAAACGAGACACUGGGUUCUCUUCCUUCGAGCCAUCCACAGGCAUCUUCCAACCACACCAUGAUGGCCCCACCUACUAAUAAUGUUGCUGCUUAUAACCCCAUGAGAAAUAUUCCUGGAAGCAAACCUGAGAUAGCCUCAUCUGGAGGUGUUUACACAACAGCCUCGGGUUUAAGUGGCGCUCAGUUGGUUCAAGUCCCUAUGGGCCAGCAAUUUGCGGGUUACUCACAGAUUCAUCACCUGCCUCAUUCUGGUCCCGUACCUGGUUCAGCUGCAAAUCCUGGUUACAGUUAUGAAUUUUCUGAUCCUACUACUCACACCCAAAUGUACUUCACCCAACCUGUGGCAUCUGCUGAGCACCAGACAAUGACCAUGGUCUUGCCUGAUGGCUCUGCUGCUAAGGUUCAGACAGAGAACGUGAAACAACAGAUGCGAAGUUCACAGCCGUUGUGAUAGAGAAUGGCAAGGAAGAUGAAACAAAAUUUUGGAGGAAAACCCGGGUUGGAUUUACAUAUAAGUCAUAUAUCUACAUUUUAAAGAAAGAGUGGGUUGUGGUGUUGAAUUGGUUUAUGGGUUUUUUGUGUUAUGUGAGUAUUUAGAGAAUAAGGAACUUUUGGGUAUGGUAGUGAGGCUACUACUGCACCUUUGAGUUAUAUUUACAUAGAAAUGGAUACUGCAUAGAAUGUGUGGAAAGAAUAUGGGGAUCGUCUUAUCAUGUCAAUCGGGAUACUUGUUGUGAAUGCAGCUCUGAUCUUCUCUUCUCUUUGAGAAUUCACAAGUUUCAGUU
Tarenaya hassleriana is the source of this 2579-nucleotide messenger RNA. RefSeq lists its product as uncharacterized. Lineage: Eukaryota; Viridiplantae; Streptophyta; Magnoliopsida; Brassicales; Cleomaceae. Gene Ontology annotation, molecular function: protein binding. Bases 101 to 2245 code for a protein of 714 amino acids. The transcript is spliced from 3 exons. The record is from RefSeq and is a predicted model, not a curated record.